CAGAGAGGGCGGGGAGAUGACACAGUUGUUCCCCCAGCCCUGCGGGGCGGGCAGCAUGGUUCACUCCAGCAUGGGGGCUCCAGAAAUAAGAAUGUCUAAGCCCCUGGAGGCCGAGAAGCAAGGUCUGGACUCCCCAUCAGAGCACACAGACACUGAAAGAAAUGGACCAGACACUAACCAUCAGAACCCCCAGAAUAAGACCUCCCCAUUCUCCGUGUCCCCAACUGGCCCCAGCACCAAGAUCAAGGCUGAAGACCCCAGUGGCGACUCAGCCCCAGCAGCACCCCCGCCCCCCCAGCCGGCUCAGCCGCAUCUGCCCCAGGCCCAACUCAUGUUGACGGGCAGCCAGCUAGCCGGGGACAUACAGCAGCUCCUCCAGCUUCAGCAGCUGGUGCUUGUGCCAGGCCACCACCUCCAGCCACCUGCUCAGUUCCUGCUGCCACAGGCCCAGCAGAGUCAGCCAGGCCUGCUACCGACGCCAAAUCUCUUCCAGCUACCUCAGCAAACCCAGGGAGCUCUUCUGACCUCCCAGCCCCGGGCCGGGCUGCCCACACAGGCCGUGACCCGCCCCACGCUGCCCGACCCGCACCUCUCGCACCCGCAGCCCCCCAAAUGCUUGGAGCCACCAUCCCACCCCGAGGAGCCCAGUGACCUGGAGGAGCUGGAGCAGUUCGCCCGCACCUUCAAGCAACGCCGCAUCAAGCUGGGCUUCACACAGGGUGAUGUGGGCCUGGCCAUGGGCAAGCUCUACGGCAACGACUUUAGCCAGACGACCAUCUCCCGUUUCGAGGCCCUCAACCUGAGCUUCAAGAACAUGUGCAAACUCAAGCCCCUCCUGGAGAAGUGGCUCAACGACGCAGAGACUAUGUCUGUGGACUCAAGCCUGCCCAGCCCCAACCAGCUGAGCAGCCCCAGCCUGGGCUUCGACGGGCUCCCUGGCCGGAGACGCAAGAAGAGGACCAGCAUCGAGACAAACGUCCGCUUCGCCUUAGAGAAGAGUUUUCUAGCGAACCAGAAGCCUACCUCAGAGGAGAUCCUGCUGAUUGCAGAGCAGCUGCACAUGGAGAAGGAAGUGAUCCGCGUCUGGUUCUGCAACCGGCGCCAGAAGGAAAAACGCAUCAACCCCUGCAGCGCAGCCCCCAUGUUGCCCAGCCCGGGGAAGCCAGCCAGCUACAGCCCCCAUCUGGUCACACCCCAAGGGGGCGCCGGGACCUUGCCAUUGUCCCAAGCUUCCAGCAGUCUGAGCACAACAGUUACUACCUUAUCCUCAGCUGUGGGGACGCUCCACCCCAGCCGGACAGCCGGAGCGGGUGGGGGCGGGGGCGGGGCCGCGCCCCCCCUCAAUUCCAUCCCCUCUGUUACUCCCCCACCCCCGGCCACCACCAACAGCACAAAUCCCAGCCCUCAAGGCAGCCACUCGGCUAUCGGCUUGUCGGGCCUGAACCCCAGCACGGGGUAAGUGGACAGUUGCACUUAGGGAGGCUGUGGGGAGAGAAGCAGGGUCGCCGCUGCUUCCCGGGUGGGAGCCGCGCCCCAGUUCUGCCGCCGGCGGGUCCCUGCCCCUGCUAACGCCUCUGCUUUGCCUCUUGCAGAAGCACAAUGGUGGGGUUGAGCUCCGGGCUGAGUCCAGCCCUCAUGAGCAACAACCCUUUGGCCACUAUCCAAGGUGCGUGCUGCCUCAUGUCACUCCCAUCGCCACCAGCCUGGCCCCCUGGGGCCUCGAGCCUCCCCCCAUUGCUGCUCCAGCCAUGCCAUCCUGCCCCGCUCACUGCAUCGCUCGCCUCUUCAUACCCAUUUCUCCUUUGGGGAAGGUGUGAGGGCUGCUGAUGGGGGUCAGUGGGGCCGAUGGGAAGACAGGGGGCACUGCGGGCAGGAUGCUGGAAGGUGCCCCCAGCCCAGCCCCUCUCUCUCUCCCCACCAGCCCUGGCCUCUGGUGGAACCCUGCCCCUUACCAGCCUUGACGGCAGCGGGAACCUGGUGCUGGGGGCAGCCAGCGCGGCUCCGGGGAGCCCCGGCCUGGUGACCUCACCGCUCUUCUUGAACCACGCCGGGCUGCCCCUGCUCAGCGCCCCGCCGGGCGUGGGCCUGGUCUCGGCAGCCGCUGCGGCCGUGGCGGCCUCCAUCUCCAGCAAGUCUCCGGGCCUCUCCUCCUCCUCCUCCUCCUCCUCCUCCUCCUCCUCCUCGUCCUCCACUUGCAGCGAGGCGGCAGCACAGACCCCUGGAGGCCCCGGGGGGCCCGAGGCAGGGUGCAAGCCCGAGUGAGGGCCCGCCUUGCCUCCCCUCCUACUCCUCCGACCCCCACC
This is a messenger RNA of Odobenus rosmarus divergens (Pacific walrus), 2303 nucleotides long. It is a transcript of the gene POU2F2, whose product is annotated as POU class 2 homeobox 2. Gene Ontology annotation, biological process: regulation of transcription by RNA polymerase II. The transcript has 13 exons. Lineage: Eukaryota; Metazoa; Chordata; Mammalia; Carnivora; Odobenidae. The record is from RefSeq and is a predicted model, not a curated record. Gene Ontology annotation, molecular function: DNA-binding transcription factor activity, RNA polymerase II-specific; RNA polymerase II cis-regulatory region sequence-specific DNA binding. The coding region runs from base 17 to 1459 and encodes 480 amino acids. Gene Ontology annotation, cellular component: nucleus.